AUGAACAAUACGGGUGAAUAUGAGCGGGGUCAGACUAUCUGCAGACCCUCAGGUUGGAGAGACGUAGUCCAAUUCUUUUUGCUGAAUUAUGGACUACACGCUAUUACUGUCCUUACGGAACCUGGGAGCACGCCCCUCGCCUGUGCCCUUGCAUCUUUCACAGCUAUCUUAAUGCCAUCUGUGGGCAUAGCGCGUGCCGUUGACGAGAUAAGUCGCUUUGCAAUAUGGGGAGGGACAGAUCUUCAAGUCGCGCUGCGGGCGGGUGCCCUUUGCAUGCUGGUCCCAGCAUUUCCAUCUGCUCGUCACCCGUCUGACCGUCGCCUGCCGAUGCAGAAUCCUUCAAAGACGGCUUCCCCAGACUCCGAGAAGUCAUCACCACAGACUGGAGAAACCCCUAUCUCCGAUGGUUCCUAUGAGUCUCCGUCGCCGAUUGAUAAGGACAUGAUUUUCAGUCACCAACCCCUCAGCAGUAACCCAGUGGAUUCUCAUAGAAGGCCCAAGCGAUUGAGUAAUUAUGCCGCAGCGCUCACAGCUACUUUCCUUCCGGUUUCCACUUACCUGACCCAGGUACACGGCGAAUAUCCUCCGGAUCUCAAACAACCUGACGUCGGGGCCACAACUCUGGAGGCCGGAGUACCUGAAGAUCCUUCACAUUUGGAUUACUCUUUGAUAGCAGUACCGCGCAAUUUUAAGGUUUCCCGGUUAUUAGGUCACCCUGAUGAGAGGACUCGCUAUGAUAUUAUUAAGGGCUGGUUCAAGGAGCUAGUCUUAAACAUGAUGAAACCAGGGGAGCACAAACUAUCAGCAUCGCAAAGGGAUUCUACUUCGACAUCGCUUGGAAAAUCGGGAGCGAGAGACUCUAUUACCCCCCAAGAAUUCGGAGAUGCAUCGAAAACGGCCGGCGUUGCUGAUACCAAUCUAGCCUCUAAUUUUAACUUCGUCAAAACCAUCGCCGCCAUUGUUCAAAUAAUAUAUGGUUCCUUUGAACUGUACAAGAUUGGGAAACCACGACUGAGUCAGUAUGGAUAUGCCACUUACCAACUAACUGUCAUCCCAUAUAUCCUCAUGUCGUUAGCGAACCUUGUCGCUGGCCUUACAGGUCCCCGCUACCCAUCGAGAUAUUUAGUUCACUACCGCGGCAUUGAAGCCCCUGAGAGUGAGGAGGACCCCGACAAUGCAAAUAAAACACCAAGCGAUGAGAUCGAGAUGAAUUAUCCUCGGGGGUGGUGGAGCAAGGGAGAAAGGAAGAAGGUAGAGGAACAGACAAGUGGCGUGGUCGGACUGGUCUACGGAGCCUUUCUCGACCGUGAGCACGAGGCGGAAUUAAUUGAUGAGCUCAAAAGGUUGUAUCGCGAAAAUGGAAAUCUCAAAAAGGCGGUGAACAUUGUUAGGUGGCUCACACGGUCUACCACGUUCAUCAAAACAAAGAAAAAAAACCCACUCUGGACGUAUUUGUUGUGGCUGCUUUCUCUGGGUUUUAUGGCUGCACCAUACAUAAUUUUAUAUCUUCUCACCAAAUUCAACCCAGGCCACAGUACUGUCAGUCAGCGGUCAUGGAUCAUGUGCUGGUUUGUCCUUGGCCAAGUGGGUUCAACGUUGUUAUCCUUCGUCGUUGGGCUUAAUUCGUUUCAGAGGUUUGCCGGAAAGCACCCGAUACCAGCCUUUUUGGUCACCGCCCUCGUCACUGCCCUCUUAUCAGUUUCGACGAUGGGCGGAUUUGUUGUAGUGGCUAAGAUGAUGUUGGAAGAAAAGACAUGCCGGAGGCUGUAA
Molecule: messenger RNA, 1770 nt
Organism: Morchella importuna
Lineage: Eukaryota; Fungi; Ascomycota; Pezizomycetes; Pezizales; Morchellaceae
Exons: 2
Coding region: 1-1770 (589 amino acids)
Source: RefSeq, a predicted model, not a curated record